Messenger RNA from Medicago truncatula (barrel medic), 2009 nucleotides. Its product is annotated as protein PHR1-LIKE 1. The coding region runs from base 417 to 1742 and encodes 441 amino acids. The record is from RefSeq and is a predicted model, not a curated record. Gene Ontology annotation, molecular function: DNA-binding transcription factor activity; DNA binding. The transcript is spliced from 8 exons. NCBI's taxonomy places the organism in Eukaryota, Viridiplantae, Streptophyta, Magnoliopsida, Fabales, Fabaceae.
UUUGUUUUUGAGAUGAAGUCAUGAACCAGUUGCGAGUUGGAGAUGACAACUAGUAACAUGAAGAAAUGAAUCAGACGGCCCAAAGUAGACAAUAACCACACGUGGGAGCCGCCGCAAGUUAGCGUAUUUGUGUUGAACGAGAGAGAAAAAUUGGUAAUCCUAAAAAAUCACCCUAACCUAAUCAUAAUCAUAUCAUCAUAAAACAAAAAUCUAGGACUCUGCGAUGAAGAAGGACAGAGUCUGGUUUUGUUUGUUUUACUUUUAGUUAGUUAAACACGACAACAACUACAACACAAAUACGUUAUCGUGUUUGUGUUUGUGCAUUAUUAUAACUCCUCUUCUCCAACAAUCUUCAUUCUUUUUAGAUUCCAUUACCGCUUUUUCCCAAUUUCAAGGACAGAUAAACUUCGAGAGCCAUGCCUUCUUCAUCUUCACCUGUUCUUCCCAGUCUUAUGGAAAGCAAUUAUAUGAAACCCCCAGAUUCUUUCAAUUGUUCACCUGUCAGGAGUCUGACAGCAAAUCCUGCCUCAUUGCAAGCUACAUCGUCGUAUCCGAUCAGAAGUGUUCGACCGGUGUUUUCAACCAAUGCUGAAUGUCCUGGUGGUGUCCCUUUCCCCCCCGUUUCACAACAUGAUAGGCAAUAUCAAGAUUCUCCCUUCACUUCUCAGGCAUUAGGUGACAAUGUGUCUUCGGAAAUCCACUCAGCAACAUUCACUUCUCACCUUCAAGAAAAUGAUGAUAUAUCGUGGGGCCCAGAUCCAUUGCCGGAUAUUCUUGGUUUUCCUGAUAUUUUUUCUGUCCAGCAUGAUCAGGUGGAAAACAGUGCUUGUUACAUGAAUGAAGACAAUGUCAAAAAAACUGAUUUUGGGGAGUGGGUUGAACAGCUAAUGACAAGUGAUGAUUCUGUUAAUCCAAAUUGGAGUCAGCUUCUUGGUGAUGACAAUGUUGUUGAACCAACACAAAAGGCGAUGCAUGUUUCUCAGAAGCAGCAUACAUCAUCUGGAGAAGUCAACAAUCUUUGUAAUCCUGCUUCAGCUUCAGCAUCAGCAUCAACUGCAUCUCAAACUAAGCCUAGAAUGCGUUGGAGUCCAGAACUUCACGAAGCUUUUGUGGAAGCAGUCAACCAGCUUGGUGGUAGCGAGAAGGCUACUCCAAAAGGUGUCUUGAAUCUAAUGAAUGUUGAGGGCCUUACUAUCUACCAUGUAAAAAGCCACCUCCAGAAGUAUAGAACUGCCAGAUACAAACCUGAGUCACCAGAAGAAACUUCUGAGAAAAAGAUGAGUUCAAUUGAGGAAAUGAAAUCUCUAGACUUGAAAACGAGUAAGGGAAUCACUGAAGCAUUACGGUUGCAGAUGGAACUCCAGAAGCGGCUUCACGAACAACUUGAGAUUCAAAGGAAGUUGCAGAUUCAAAUUGAAAACCAAGGGAAACAUCUUGAGAUGAUGUUUGAGAAACAGAAACAGAUUGGUGACAACAAGGGCCCUUCCCCUUCAAAUGCACCUUCUGCUGCAGUGUUGGACACGACGCUGCCUUCUUCUCCGGUGGACAAUUUAAAAACUUCAAAAGAUGAAUGCGAUAAAUCAGGAUGUAACGCUGAUAUUCCUAAAGACAUACCCGGAGAAAGUUCCCAUGAUGUAAGCAGAAAGCAAAUGGCAGAUGAAGCUGAAGUUACCAAUGAACAUGAGAGGGUAGAUGAUCAGUUUUCUGACGUACCUCCAACAAAACGAGCGAAGAUUCAAUGAUGGCAUCUAGAGACAACAUGCUCGAAUAUCUCCUUCUGCUUAUCAUAAUGAUAUAAUCAACUUUAACAGUAGCCAGCAAUGACUUAAACUUCAUUUUUUGGGAUGAAAUAAAUUUCACUCCCUAGAUUUGUUUUAUAUUCUUGGACAUGUUUUAGACCCCAUGGAACUUGUAGAUAUAGUAUUGGAUCCAUGAAUGUUUCAACUAAUGUGGUAUUUACGUUUUAUAAGGUUAUUUUUCUGACAAGCAUGCUUGAGGGUUUCGUUUUA